ACAAAUAUCUAGCCUUAGAAUCCAAUUCUUCUCAAUGGGAAUCCAAAUGAAGAAGCAAUGGCUUCAAUUUGCUUGUGUUUUGGCAUUUUUCUUGAUUGCCACAUGCACUGUAGCACAUUCACCUUAUAAUUCUUAUGAAUCAUCAGAUUCAACAUACAAUAAAGUACCCUCAGAGUCGGAAAAGGAAUAUAAGUCGUCAUUUUUGCCAAAAAAUGAUUACUACAAGAAGUCAUCAAUUUCAGAAGAUAAUUAUAAGAAAGUAGCGAUUGCUCCCGAGCAUGAAUCAUUCUUGCCAAAGAAUGACGACUACAAGAAGCAAUCAUUUUCAGAAGAUAAAUACAAGAAGGAGUCAUAUGUUCCAGAGGUACCUUCGAUUGCUAAACCAGAAUAUAAGGAGUCAUUUUUGCCAAAAUUUGACUACUUCAAGAAACCAUCAGUUUCAGAAGAUAACAACAAGAAGGCUUCAUAUGUUCCAGAGGUACCUUCGAUGGCUAAACCAGAUUAUAAGGAGUCAUUUUUGCCAAAAUUUGACUACUUCAAGAAACCAUCAGUUUCAGAAGAUAACAACAAGAAGGCUUCAUAUGUUCCAGAGGUACCCUCGAUGGCUAAACCAGAAUAUAAGGAGUCAUUUUUUCCAAAAUUUGACUACUUCAAGAAGCCAUUAGUUCCAGAAGAAAACUACAAGAAGGUGUCAUAUGUUCCAAAGGUACCGACACAGCCUAAAUCGGAAUACAAGGUACCAUCUUUGCCAAAGAAUGACGAUUACUAUAAGAAGUCAUCAGUUCCAGAAGAUAACUACAAAAUGGUUUCAUAUGUACCAAAGGUGCCCUCAGUGCCUAAAGAGGAAUACAAGAUACCUUCUUUGCCAAAGAAUAAUUACUACAAGAAGCCAUCAGUUCCAGAAGAUAACUACAAAAAGGUACCAUUUGUUCCAAAGUUGCCCUCAAUGACUAAAGAAGAAUACAAGGUGCCUUCUUUGCCAAAAAGUGACUACUACAAGAAGUCAUCAGUUUCAGAAAAUAACUACAAAAAGGUGUCAUAUGUUCCAAAGGUACCCUCAGUGCCGAAAGAAGAAUACAAGGUACCUUCUUUGCCAAAGAAUGAUUACUACAAGAAGUCAUCACUUCCAGAAGAUAGCUACAAAAAGGUUUCAUAUGUGCCAAAGGUUCCCUCAGUGCCUAAAGAAGAGUAUAAGGUGCCUUCUUUGCCAAAAAAUGACUACUACAAGAAGCCAAUAGUUUCAGAAGAUAACUACAAAAAGGUGUCAUAUGUUCCCAAGGUACCCUCAGUGCCUAAAGAAGAAUACAAGGUGCCUUCUUUAUCAAAACCUGACUACCACAAGAAGCCAUCACCAUCUCCAUCACCACCACCUCCAUAUUAUUAAAUUUCCAUCGUUCAUGCUCAAAAUGCAUGUUUCAUUAUUUUUCCUUUUUGUUCUCUGGUUUGUAAUUGUUUUGUCAUUUAAAUUUUAUAUUUUUGAAUGUCUCGAGAAAUUUAUUUCAACGGAAUACAAGUUCCUUUUAUUGAGAGUU
Molecule: messenger RNA, 1532 nt
Organism: Solanum pennellii
Lineage: Eukaryota; Viridiplantae; Streptophyta; Magnoliopsida; Solanales; Solanaceae
Product: protein PELPK1-like
Exons: 1
Coding region: 35-1384 (449 amino acids)
Source: RefSeq, a predicted model, not a curated record